UAGGUUUAGCAGGUUGACUCUCAUUUAAAGAGCCCGUCGUGGAAUUUUUCCAUCGCUCCCAUCCGCGGAAUUUAAUCGAAAACAGAAUGCGAGCGUGAUGCGCCAGUACAAUGUUGGAGAACGGUCUUGGGUAAAAAGCAGAAAAUGCUUCCGGUUACCUUAUGUACUUGCCGCAACUUUGUUGGCAGCUGUUAGUUUUGUUCUACUGCAAUUGUAUGUUUUUAAUAAUGCAAAUCCCCUACAACGCGCAAAACUGUUGCGUUAUAUUUUCCACAAUGGCCAAGUUUCAGAAAAGGCGAACAUCCUUGAAAUGCGCCAGAAUGUAUCAAUAUUAUACUCGUAUCAUGUACCCGACCGUACCUAUCCUAUCCAGCCCAAUGUGUGCCCACAAGAUGGCAAACAUCCCUACCUAGUGUUGUUUAUCCCAUCGCGACCAGGUAACAGCCGGGACCGGGCAGCCGUACGGGAAACGUGGGGUCUGCAUGCCCGUUUAUGCAAUAUUCGUAUCGUCUUUGGCUUCGGACUCAUCCGGUCCCCGGAGACACAGCACGAUGCAUAUGUGGAGAACAGCGUGUACGGCGAUCUGAUGCAGACCGGGAAUGUCCUGGAUGCUUAUCGCAACCAGACGCAGCUCGUGCUGGCCUUCUUCCAGUGGGGUGUCACCAACUGUCACAACAGCCGAUUUAUCGGUAAAGCAGACGAAGACGCGUGGAUUAAUAUCCACGAGUUGGUCAAGUAUCUGCAGAUGCCACUGGCUCCGUAUUCGAUAACGGGCCACUUUAUUGACGAUGCACCGGUAUACCGUGACCCCGACCACAAAUGGUAUCUUUCGGAAGAAGAAUACCCUAACGCCACCUACCCGAAAUUCCCUCUCGGCCAACUGUACGUCUUUCCCACUGCUUUGAUACCGGAAGUGCUGGCCGCAGCACAGAGUGUCCGCUGUGUGUGGUUGGACGAUGUGUGCUUUGGUGGACAAAUUCCAGAGUUGUUACAGUUGUUAUACCUGGAUAUUCCGGCCCGGGGAAAUUGGUCGGUAGUGAGCAGCGUGAACUGCUCGGAUCCCCGCAUGUCGGAUACGUAUGCGUCUCGCUUUAACUGCAAUUGUCCGGGGCGGGACUAUGUGAUCAUAGAUCAGACACCGGCGGAAGUGAAACGCAAAAUUUUUUAUGAUCCAUGCAUGAGCAUGUAUCGGCAGUACAGUUGUCCGAAUUUAAUGGCAUUUCCCGAAAUAACGAAUUUAUGAUACUGCAAAAUAACCGAAAGGAGCUUUGAAUAGAUCUCGUUAGAGUUACAGUACUUGUGCAAAGUUCAUCCGCAAUCCUAC
Paramacrobiotus metropolitanus is the source of this 1324-nucleotide messenger RNA. RefSeq names its product UDP-GalNAc:beta-1,3-N-acetylgalactosaminyltransferase 1-like. Gene Ontology annotation, cellular component: membrane. The record is from RefSeq and is a predicted model, not a curated record. NCBI's taxonomy places the organism in Eukaryota, Metazoa, Tardigrada, Eutardigrada, Parachela, Macrobiotidae. The coding region runs from base 98 to 1243 and encodes 381 amino acids. Gene Ontology annotation, molecular function: hexosyltransferase activity. The transcript has 3 exons.